Rhopilema esculentum is the source of this 1652-nucleotide messenger RNA. Lineage: Eukaryota; Metazoa; Cnidaria; Scyphozoa; Rhizostomeae; Rhizostomatidae. The record is from RefSeq and is a predicted model, not a curated record.
CGACCCUUGGCGACGUGGUAGCAACCGAUCUGAGUUGAAUGUUUACAUACGGCGUUUCACUGUGAUCGAAGAUAAAAUCAAAUUCUAACGUCGAAAUUCACAAGUUUUAUGUAGUUUUCUUGUGUCAUUUAUCAUCACUAGUGGCAAGCAGAACUUUCGUUUAAUAUUUGUUGUAUCACAUAAUUCUUAUCAGAGGGCCUGAAUAAAGUGAAACGAUUAUGCCCAAAUCCUGUGCUGUUUAUCAAUGUAGCGCAACAUCUGAAAAUGAGAAGAAUCGUUCAUUCCACCAGUUUCCAAAAGAUCCUAAACUGAGACAAGCAUGGAUUGCCAGAAUACGUAGAGAAGGUUUUACUCCUAGUGCUUCGUCGUAUGUAUGCUCCUUCCAUUUCUCUGAGGAGGAUUUCAAUAAAUGCAGCUCAAGCACGACUCCUCGUGAGUUCCAGAAAAAGACCCUCAAGAAAGGAUCAAUCCCCUGUUGGAAUCUUAGAGGAGCUGAAGGAGAUCAGAGAUUGUCUACUCGCACAACGCUUGUCUCACAACGUUCAAGGUGCCCGGAGAACCCAGCUACCUCUAUCGAACUUCCCUUGCCUAUACCUCAGCCUUCAGCAGCAUCGGUUUCAAUGGAAUGGGAUAAUAAUGAGCCAGCUACUUCAAAUGCACAUCAAAAUCAACUAGAGGUGCUGAAAAAUGCUCUUUCAAUUGCCAGCAAGCAGGUAGCAGCUUUGGAAAUUGCUGUAUUUAAAUAUGACGUUAUGAGUGCUGAGGACAUUAAAAAUUACACGGGUUUAGAGAAGACAAAAUUCGAUGCAGUAAAAGAGAUGAUCGAUCGUUUCAAGCCAUUAAAUUAUUGGACUGGAAAAGCUGUUACCAGUAUUAGUGGUUCUGAUCAACUCUUGAUAUUUUUAAUGAGGCUGAAGCUUGAUCUUCCAUAUUUUGAUUUAGCAAGAAGGUAUUCUGUAAGCACAACAACAAUACAAAACAUUUUUUUAACAUACUUGAAUAUUUUUCAUGAAACAUUUUUUACUGGAUGCAUGGACAAGAUGCCAUCAUUAGAGAAAAAUAAAUGUACCAUGCCAGCAUCUUUUGCAGACAUACCAAAUUGCAGAACAUUGAUAGACUGCACAGAGCUUUUUAUUGAUACACCAAGAAAGGACCUGGAAGCAGCAGCUGUAAGCUACAGUAAUUAUAAGCAUAGGCUCACUGCUAAGUAUCUGAUAGCAGUUGCCCCUAAUGGAAGUAUUACUUUUGUAAGUGAUGGCUACCCAGGCAGCACAAGUGACAAAGUGAUUACAGAUCAGUCACAAGUCAUAUCAAGUUUGAAGGCUGGUGACCUAAUAUUGGCUGACAAAGGCUUCAUGAUUCAUGACCUUGUACCAAAGGGAAUAUUUCUAAAUCUUCCACCUUUUCUUUCUGGCAAGAAACAGUUCUCCAAAGAAGAAGCCAUGUUUUGCAAGAAAAUAGCCAGUCAGCGCAUACAUGUGGAGAGAGCAAUAGAAAGAUUAAGAAAUUACAAAAUACUUAAUUUGAUAACAACAAAUUUGAGACCUUGGUGUAACAAACUUGUGCAGACAUGUGCUGCUUUGGUAAAUUUGCAAUCAGCAAUAAUUAAUGGUGUUUUUGAUAAAUACAUAUUUCUUGUUGCUAAAAAAUGA